Molecule: messenger RNA, 3354 nt
Organism: Dermochelys coriacea (leatherback sea turtle)
Lineage: Eukaryota; Metazoa; Chordata; Testudines; Dermochelyidae
Product: vesicle-associated membrane protein 2-like
Exons: 7
Coding region: 425-778 (117 amino acids)
Biological process (GO): SNARE complex assembly; vesicle fusion; vesicle-mediated transport
Cellular component (GO): SNARE complex; plasma membrane
Molecular function (GO): SNAP receptor activity; syntaxin-1 binding
Source: RefSeq, a predicted model, not a curated record
CAGAGAACUAUGUCUGGUUUGAGAAUGCUGUUACAAUAGGCAGUGCUUCUCAGUGGGCAACGAGAAUUUAUUUCCUUUAGUGACUGAAGAUGCUUGAAACCUGAAGAUGUUUUGACAGGGUAGCUGCUUGUAGUUCAUGAAACAAGGAUGAUCAGAAUGGGUUUCACUUGCAUGGUCAGGAGGACAACCAAAGAGAGAAGCACUGACAAAGAGGAAAACACAUUGGAUUCAAGAAGGAUUUUUGACUCCUCACAGUAGGGGGAGCAAAAAGAAGAAGGCAUAAGAAAUUGCACGUGUGGAAUGCCUACAAUACUAAGAGACUGGUUGCAUCAGAAGCAGAGCUGGAAAGCCAUCUUUGCUAGCUGCUGAGAGUGAGAGAAACAGCUGAACCUUAAGAGAUCCACAGACUGUCUGACCGAAAACAAUGUCAGCCCCAGUUCCCAGCCAAGGUGCCGGAGGUUCCACAAUUCCCGGGGCAGGCGGGCCUCCACCCCCCACCAAUGUGACCAGUAAUAGAAGACUGCAACAGACACAAGCUCAGGUCGAUGAGGUGGUGGACAUCAUGCGAGUGAAUGUAGACAAGGUUCUAGAAAGAGACCAAAAGCUUUCAGAGCUUGACAACCGGGCAGAUGCAUUACAAGCUGGUGCCUCACAGUUUGAAACUAGUGCAGCUAAAUUGAAGAGAAAAUACUGGUGGAAAAACUGCAAGAUGAUGAUCAUCCUUGGUAUAGUAUGUGCAGUCAUUCUUAUUGUAAUUAUAAUUUAUUUCUGCACUUGAAAAGGCAACGAGGGGAAGGCUUGGCAUGGCUUGGUUCAUCUUUUCUGAUGUUCUCUUAUUGAACUCUGCUUUUUAAUUCCUGGUGUCUUGGGGAAUUUUGCCUGUAAUAAUCCGUAAGCAUUCAAUGUAGUGUGUUUGGUAUUAUACUGUUUCCACAUGAAACUGUACCAGCUAAAUACUGCAAAGUAAUUCCGUAUGUUGUCUUAUCAUUGUGUCUUAAAAUGCAUCCACAAUGACCUUCAGAAACUGUAAUAUAUCGAAAAGCAUCCUACACUUUUCAGAAUCAUAAGAGAACAGUUAUGGGGAAAGUCCUUACUUUAAAAGGACACUGUCAUGUAGUUUAGGCCCAAAAUUAAGAUUUUUAUUAAAUAGUAGGGCCAAAAUUGUCAAACUUGGGGCCUAAAUUAGGCUUCAAAAUCCAUAUCUAAACACACAAAUAAAUGUGGCCUGAUUCAUCUAGAGCACCUGCUAAUUCUGUUUUAGUCAAUGGGAGCUGCAGAUGUUUAAUGAAUCUGAAUGUCAAAUUACUCUGACUCCGGAGCCUAAUUUUAGGCAUCCAGGUUUGAAACUAUUUGGUCUAGGUUUUGUAUAACUAUAGGAAUGCUUUCAUGGAUUUAAACUUUCCAUUCGGUUGUUUCCUAUACAAACCCUGUGGCAGCAUGGUAGUGUAUGAGAACCAGAAGGAGAACCGGAUGAGAAGCAAGAAUGACACUGACAAAAAACAAUCAUAAAUAACCCAAAAAAACCUUAGAUUGUUAAUAAGCCAAGAUGGCAGCCCUCAGAUUUAUGGUUAAUGUAUGGCACUUGAACCCCAGUUCUGCAAACACUUAUGCCCAUGUUUAACUUUAAGCACAUGAGUAAUCCUACUGAAGUCAGGGGGCUCUGCACAGUUACAGGGAUAUGCCCAUAUGCAUCAAUUUGCAGGAUUGGGGGCCUUUUUCCAUGGAAUCUCACCAAAUGAAGCAUUUGAAAAUCCAUCAGUGGGAGAUUGUGGGUGCGAAUUAUGGUGGGGAGGACCCAUGAAAGAACAGUUCUUUUAUAAAGUGGUCCAUGGAAUGAAAAUGUCACAGAACUGCUAAUCUGAGGCAUUGUUAUUAGUAACACAAGUAAGGCAAUCUAUACAGUCUUAAACUGACAGCAUCCCCUUUUUAAAAGGGCUCUGUUGAGAUACUUUUUAUACUUUUUUAAAACUCACUGUUUAUAUUCUCAAAAAAAAGGAGUACUUGUGGCACCUUAGAGACUAACAAAUUUAUUUGAACAUAAGCUUUAAGUGAGCUGUAGCUCACAAAAGCUUAUGCUCAAAAAAUGUGUUAGUCUCUAAGGUGCCACAAGUAUUCCUUUUCUUUUUGCGGAUACAGACUAACACGGCUGCUACUCUGAAACCUGUUUAUAUUCUGUUUACAAUGGCCCUUGUUGCUUAUGGAAGUUUGUAACUGAAAUAGAUUUUCAUUUCAAAUUUUUUCCCAUUGUCCACACACACACACACACAGGCCUGUUGUUAUAGGGUUGCUCACAAGCAGUGAGCUUCUGGCUUUGUAUUAGGAUUUUUUAAGCACUGAAUAAUUUGUUUAGAAGAGGGAGGGAAUACUAUGCAGAGAGAAUGAUAUUGGUUUUUAUUUUCAAACAAAUGUAACAAAUACAAAUAAAGAUGUGUCAAAUUUGGGGCCUAAUGAUCCUGACAGGAUCCAUGUAGAGUGAUUAUUGAUAAUUUUUCUGCAGGAUUUUGAAAGGGUAAUUGUUGGCAUAAAUACCAGAAGAAGUAUUUGGGUUUUUGUUUUUAUCUUUGGCUGCCAUAGACAAAAUUUGUAAAUGUAUCGAUACACCUGUAAAUAUUCUCAUUGCAAACCAUCAUUAAAUAUGGUGUUAGAGAAAAUACAAAACAGAUAGUUAAACCAAUCAGUAUAUAUACAUUAAUGUGACAUUGUAAUGGACGUACAUACAAAUUGUGCUUAAGCAGAUUUCUGAAGAGAAAAUAAGAAAUGGCUAGUUGAAAGGCUCUAGUUACUUUAUUUUUUGCUGUCUAUUUUAUUGCUUUAUUUUUACAUGUUCCAUAUGACAGAGAAAUAGCAGAUCCCCACAGCUUUAAUGAAAUGGAAAUGUCAUUUUGAAAGCUACUAAUGUAUUACUGGGCUUAAUGAUAUGUCCUGCUUACUUCAAUCUUGUGAGGGAAUAAAUGCACAAACUCUAAAAGCUCAUUGACUAGGGAUAGAAUGUUUGUUUACUCUAAAGUAAUUAAGGGCCUGAUCUUGUGAGGUGCUGAGUGCCAUUCCCAUUGACUUAGCAGCCUGCAGGAUAGGGGACUUGCAGAAAAAGGCUAAGCAGUCCAACUUGAAAACUUUUUUUAACUAGCAAAACAAUUGUCUGGCUCUUGUAAAAAAAAAAAAAAAACCUGACACUCUAACAUUUAGUAGUACAUUACUCCCUGUGUAAACUGAUUCAUUUCCAUGAGACUGCUAAAAGCUUGUAUAGAGGAGGGAAAUUUGCACUAGUGUAAUUAUGUCUAUUUAAAAAGAAAAGGAGUACUUGUGGCACCUUAGAGACUAACAAAUUUAUCUGAGCAUAAGCUUUCCUGACUU